ACAACGACAACACUGCAGGUCCGGGCACGAAAUAACAAAGCGUGUCCGAAUCUAGCGUUUUGAAAAAUGUCAAAAUGAGCAGGGUUUAGCGUUUAGAGGGAAAGGAGAAACGAGGGGUUUAUCUUCUCUGCUCCCGUUAAGUACGCACUGCAGAGGAGCAUCAAUGGCGCUUCUGAGCCCUCCUCCAAAGCUUCUGUCAUUUCGUUUCAUGGCCUCUCGCAUCCUCAACUACGCUCCUUUACGCUCUCAUUCUUCUUCUCUCUCCUCGUCUGCAUGUUUAUCUCGCUCCGCUUUUUUACUCAAAACCAGGACGAGUCUUCAACUGAGAAAGGUUUCAAGUCGGUUUUUAAUUCAAAAUGUGCAAUUGCCAAGGGCUUUUAAGUCAUCAAGCAUUGCCACCGAAGCAUUUGAGGGAAGUACGGGCUCAAAAGCUUAUGGGUCUGAUCAGAUUCAGGUAUUGGAAGGCCUAGAUCCUGUGAGGAAAAGACCAGGAAUGUAUAUUGGCAGCACUGGUCUUCGUGGUUUGCACCAUCUGGUUUAUGAAAUAUUGGAUAAUGCUAUUGAUGAGGCUCAAGCAGGAUUUGCUUCAAAGAUUGAUGUCGUUUUACUUGCGGACAAUUCUGUGAGCAUCACAGACAAUGGCCGUGGGAUUCCUACUGGCUUGCAUUCAGCGACAAAGAAAUCUGCCUUGGAGACUGUGCUGACGGUUUUACAUGCAGGUGGCAAGUUCGGUGGUUCAAGUAGUGGUUAUAGUGUGUCUGGUGGAUUGCAUGGUGUGGGUUUAUCUGUUGUUAAUGCCUUGUCUGAGACAUUAGAAGUUACUGUUUGGCGUGAUGGAAAGGAAUAUCAGCAGAAAUAUUCCCGUGGGAAGCCACUGACUGCUCUAAAACGCCGUGUGCUUCCUAUUGAAUCAAAUGAUCGUUGUGGAACUCGCAUCAGGUUUUGGCCUGACAAGGAAGUAUUCACUACUGCAAUUCAGUUUGACUACAACACAAUAUCUGGACGAGUUAGAGAGCUUGCUUUUCUAAACCCUGAGGUUCGUAUUACUCUUAGAAAGGAGGACAUUGAACCGGAGAAGAACCAGUAUAAUGAAUACUGUUAUGCUGGUGGACUGAUUGAGUACGUGAAGUGGCUGAAUACCGAUAAAAAACCACUUCAUGACAUUGUGGGUUUCAGGAAAGAAACAGAUGGAAUCACCAUUGAUGUGGCUUUUCAAUGGUGUUCAGAUGCAUAUUCAGAUAUGAUGUUGGGAUAUGCUAACAGCAUACGCACAAUUGAUGGCGGUACUCAUAUUGAUGGUGUGAAAGCCUCGUUAACAAGAACUCUUAAUAACCUUGGGAAGAAGUCAAAGAUUAUCAAGGAGAAGGAUAUUACUUUAAGUGGUGAACAUGUAAGAGAGGGGUUAACAUGCAUUAUUUCUGUCAAAGUUCCAAAUCCAGAGUUUGAAGGGCAAACAAAGACAAGGUUGGGAAAUCCAGAGGUUCGAAGAGUAGUUGAUCAAUCUGUCCAAGAGUAUCUUACUGAAUACUUGGAAUUACAUCCAGAUGUACUUGAUUCAAUACUUUCCAAGUCUUUGAAUGCUCUCAAGGCAGCUCUGGCUGCGAAGAGAGCAAGGGAACUGGUGAGACAAAAGAGUGUGUUGAGAUCAUCAUCUCUUCCAGGAAAGCUAGCUGAUUGCUCGGCCACAAAUCCUGAAGAAUCAGAAAUAUUUAUAGUUGAAGGAGAUUCAGCUGGUGGAAGUGCAAAACAAGGCCGUGAUAGGCGCUUUCAGGCCGUUCUUCCUUUGAGGGGAAAGAUUUUAAAUGUUGAAAGGAAGGACGAGGCAGCCAUGUACAAGAAUGAGGAAAUUCAAAAUCUUAUUCUUGCUUUGGGACUAGGAGUAAAGGGAGAGGAUUUUAAGAAGGAGGCUCUUCGUUAUCAUAAGAUCAUCAUCUUGACUGACGCUGAUGUUGAUGGUGCUCACAUCCGAACUCUGCUGUUGACAUUUUUCUUUAGAUAUCAGAGAGCUCUAUUUGAUGAAGGUUGCAUUUAUGUUGGUGUUCCACCUCUCUACAAGGUUGAGAGGGGCAAGCAAGCAUACUAUUGUCAUAAUGAGGUUGAACUUAAGCAGUUACGGAGUUCCUUCCCUCCGAAUGCAUCAUUCAACAUUCAGAGGUUUAAAGGCUUGGGAGAGAUGAUGCCUUUACAAUUAUGGGAAACAACAUUGGAUCCAGAGCGCAGGAUGCUAAAACAGUUGGUGGUUGAGGAUGUAGCAGAGGCUAAUGUUGUGUUUUCCUCCCUUAUGGGUGCCCGGGUUGAUGGCCGGAAGGAACUAAUACGGAACUCUGCAAGCACAAUCAACCUCGAUCAAUUGGAUAUAUGAAGGACUCGAUGCAGGAAUGGAUAAUUUUUUACCUUGUGGAGGCUUGUUUAUAUAGUGUUCCUUGGUAAAGCACAAGCUUCUUGGAUACAUCCACCUAUUGCUGUGAUUUCAAAUGCUCCAUAUCAUUUAUUGAGGCAACGACUCUUCUUUCUGGUUGGCCCAACUGCCUUCAGAUUCUAAAGGUGAAUAUUAUGUUUCAUUUUUGAUUCUGUGAAUCUGUACUUGCAUAUCCUUCAGCUUGUUGCCAUACACGAAUGCAUGUAUUUUGGAUCUUGGAUUUGGAUUUAGACAAAUUUGAACAAAUCUUAAUGCAAUUUUGUAUUACUCAUCCAAAUCCAAAGGUUAUCCAAACAUAGAAGGUAUUUAAGAGCAUUGUAAAUUAGUCUAGUUGUAUAAUGUUGGGGAACAUGAUCUUGCCCUAAGGGAAAUUACCUGAGAAUUUGAGUGCAGGAUUAUUUGACUUGUUAAGUUUCAAAAAAUCUGUUUUUACCUA
Messenger RNA from Malania oleifera, 2855 nucleotides. RefSeq names its product DNA gyrase subunit B, chloroplastic/mitochondrial-like. The coding region runs from base 164 to 2362 and encodes 732 amino acids. The transcript has 21 exons. The record is from RefSeq and is a predicted model, not a curated record. Gene Ontology annotation, biological process: DNA topological change. NCBI's taxonomy places the organism in Eukaryota, Viridiplantae, Streptophyta, Magnoliopsida, Santalales, Ximeniaceae. Gene Ontology annotation, cellular component: chromosome. Gene Ontology annotation, molecular function: DNA binding; ATP binding; DNA topoisomerase type II (double strand cut, ATP-hydrolyzing) activity.